This is a messenger RNA of Aspergillus puulaauensis, 1191 nucleotides long. Its product is annotated as tellurite-resistance/dicarboxylate transporter family protein. The record is from RefSeq and is a predicted model, not a curated record. Gene Ontology annotation, biological process: malate transmembrane transport. Gene Ontology annotation, molecular function: malate transmembrane transporter activity. The coding region runs from base 1 to 1191 and encodes 396 amino acids. The transcript has a single exon. NCBI's taxonomy places the organism in Eukaryota, Fungi, Ascomycota, Eurotiomycetes, Eurotiales, Aspergillaceae. Gene Ontology annotation, cellular component: membrane.
AUGUUUGAGAACAGCCCUCAGAGCACUCUCUGCCCGCCGACUCCCCGGUCUGAGACGACCACAAUUGAUGUCGAGAUGAAGAAGCCUGUCCAAGUGAGCCUCCGCGAGCGCCUGCGCCAUUUUACUUGGGCGUGGUACACUUUAACCAUGAGCACUGGAGGGCUGGCGCUUCUCAUUUCCAACCAACCCUUCCAGUUCGAAGGGCUCCAGAACAUCGGUUUGGCUGUAUACAUCAUCGACCUUGUCUUCUUUGCUUUCGUUUGCUCUCUUAUGUCACUUCGCUUUAUGCUCCAUGGAGGGUUGCUCGACUCCCUCCGUCACGACAGAGAGGGCCUCUUCUUCCCGACCUUCUGGCUUUCCGUCGCGACUAUCAUCUCCGGCCUCUACAAGUUCUUCGGCGAAGAUGCACAGGAAUCUUUCCAGCUCGCACUCGAGGCCCUCUUCUGGAUCUACUGCGCCUGCACACUCACGCUCGCAGUCGUUCAAUACUACUUUGUCUUCGCAACCCACUCCUACCACCUCCAAACCAUGAUGCCAUCGUGGAUCCUCCCCAUCUUCCCGAUCAUGCUUAGCGGUACUAUCGCCUCCGUCAUCGCAGAGCAGCAACCCAUCCGUUCCUCGAUUCCUAUGGUCUGCGCCGGUAUUACCUUCCAAGGUCUCGGUUUCUCUGUCGCCUUUAUAAUGUACUCCCACUACAUCGGGCGAUUGAUGCAAUCCGGCCUUCCUAAUCGCGAACACAGACCCGGAAUGUUCAUCUGCGUUGGACCACCGGCUUUCACAGCCCUGGCCCUCGUCGGCAUGACCUCCAGUCUUCCAGAAGAGCUAGACCUCCUCCAUGAUGAAACCGCAAUCCAAGACGCGCGCAUAAUGACUCUCCUCGCAAUAUCUGCCGCCGCCUUCCUCUGGGCCUUGAGUCUAUGGUUCUUCUGCAUCGCCGUUAUUGCAGUCAUUCGCGAGCCGCCCACCUCCUUCCACCUGAACUGGUGGGCUAUGGUCUUCCCCAACACCGGUUUCACACUUGCUACAAUCACUAUGGGCGAGUGGCUAGGUAGCAAGGGUAUCAGCGGCGUCGCGACCGCAAUGUCCAUCGGCAUCAUCUGCAUGUUCAUCUUCGUCUUAGUCUGCCAUGUCCGAGCCGUUAUCCGCCAGGAUAUCAUGUACCCAGGCAAGGAUGAGGAUGUUUCUGAAUAG